CCCUUUACUUUCGAUUAUUUUUCUCCUGCCCUCUUUUUCUUCUUCUUCUAUCUUUAGCCAACAGAUGGCUCUAUCUCUACUCACCUUCGCCGCCGCUGCCACCGUAUCCUUCCGUUCUCCGCUUCCCCUUUACAGCAACCAGUCUCCCUUCAAAACCCAUCAAUCUUCUUUCCUCCCCGUCACCUCUCCCGCCGCAUUUACAAAACCUAGUACUUCCCAAAGUACACAAUCUUCACCGCUCUUCCGGAGGAAGUUGCUCUGCGCUCCGGUCGCCGCUGGCAAGUAUGUCAGAGAAGAUUCUCUCAUUAAGAAGUUGACAGCGGAUGAGGUUGAAGAACUUGUAAAGGGGGUAAGAAAAGUACCUCUGAUAAUUGAUUUCUAUUCAACGUGGUGCGGUCCGUGUAAUUUGAUGGCUCAGGAACUAGAAAUGCUUGCUAUUGAGAAUGAGAACAAUGCAUUGAUAGUGAAGGUUGACACAGACGAGGAACAUGAGUUUGCUCGAGAUAUGCAGGUUAGGGGUUUGCCAACGUUGUAUUUCAUCAGUCCAGAUCCAAACAAAGAAGCAAUCCGAACUGAAGGGCUUAUUCCAUUACAGAUGAUAAGAGAGAUCAUCAACAACCACAUGUGACUUUGAGAAAGUUCAUCAUUCUUCUCUACUAAUUCUAUGAGAAUCAAUGUGGGGGUUUUGUUAUUGUUGUUUGUUGUUGUAGAGAUUGUAACAAGUUUUGGGAAUAGAACAUUCAACAUUGUUUGUUGAUUUUUUCUAGGUUCAUCGAACAUAAACUGAUAUCUUCUUCUUUAACACUAUAUAUAGGAUCCAAAUUAAGAUGGUGAUUUUUAGCCUUUUUAAAAUGUCUGUAACACAAUUCCCAAGUAGUAUCGGUUGUUGUUGGAGUAUGAAAUAUUAUUUAAAUGAUAUUCA
Impatiens glandulifera is the source of this 922-nucleotide messenger RNA. Its product is annotated as thioredoxin-like protein CITRX2, chloroplastic. The transcript has 4 exons. Bases 65 to 628 code for a protein of 187 amino acids. Gene Ontology annotation, molecular function: protein-disulfide reductase activity. Gene Ontology annotation, cellular component: thylakoid. Gene Ontology annotation, biological process: plastid organization; cell redox homeostasis. The record is from RefSeq and is a predicted model, not a curated record. Lineage: Eukaryota; Viridiplantae; Streptophyta; Magnoliopsida; Ericales; Balsaminaceae.